Molecule: messenger RNA, 693 nt
Organism: Elephantulus edwardii (Cape elephant shrew)
Lineage: Eukaryota; Metazoa; Chordata; Mammalia; Macroscelidea; Macroscelididae
Gene: HACD4
Product: protein tyrosine phosphatase-like A domain containing 2
Exons: 7
Coding region: 1-693 (230 amino acids)
Biological process (GO): very long-chain fatty acid biosynthetic process; fatty acid elongation; sphingolipid biosynthetic process
Cellular component (GO): endoplasmic reticulum membrane
Molecular function (GO): 3-hydroxyacyl-CoA dehydratase activity
Source: RefSeq, a predicted model, not a curated record
AUGGCGAGGGCCCCGGCCUGGCUGCAGCCCAGGCAGAGGAAGAAUACCUAUCUCUUCAUCUAUUAUUUAAUCCAGUUCUGCGGUCACUCAUGGAUCUUUACAAAUAUGACAGCCAGAUUCUUUACAUUUGGAAAAGAUUCAAUGGUUGACACUUUUUAUGCUAUUGGACUUGUGAUGCGCCUUUGCCAGUCCGUUUCCCUGCUGGAAUUGCUGCAUAUAUUUGUUGGCAUUGAAUCAAACCAUCUUCUCCCCAGGUUUCUGCAGCUCACAGAGAGAAUAGUCAUCCUCUUCGUGGUCAUCACCAGUCAAGAGGAAAUCCAAGAGAAAUAUGUGGUGUGUGUUUUAUUCAUCUUUUGGAAUCUGUUGGAUAUGGUUAGGUACACCCACAGCAUGCUGUCCGUCAUAGGCAUCUCCUACUCCGUCUUGACGUGGCUCAGCCAGACGCUCUGGAUGCCCGUCUAUCCUCUGUGUGUGCUCGCCGAAGCAUUUGCCAUUUACCAAUCGCUGCCUUAUUUUGAAUCAUUUGGUACCUACUCCACCAAGCUGCCCUUUGACUUCUCCAUCUAUUUCCCGUAUGUGCUGAAGAUAUAUCUCAUGAUGCUCUUUAUAGGAAUGUAUUUUAUCUACAGUCAUCUGUACUCAGAAAGAAGAGAUGUCCUUAGAGUCUUACCCAUCCAGAAGAAGAAAAUGUGA